This is a messenger RNA of Larimichthys crocea (large yellow croaker), 2653 nucleotides long. Its product is annotated as monocarboxylate transporter 1-like. The transcript is spliced from 5 exons. Gene Ontology annotation, cellular component: basolateral plasma membrane. NCBI's taxonomy places the organism in Eukaryota, Metazoa, Chordata, Actinopteri, Sciaenidae. Gene Ontology annotation, molecular function: lactate:proton symporter activity. Gene Ontology annotation, biological process: plasma membrane lactate transport. The record is from RefSeq and is a predicted model, not a curated record. The coding region runs from base 452 to 1822 and encodes 456 amino acids.
AGGGGUGGGGAAAACCUUGAGGGGCAUGGCACUAAACCUCCCACAGCCAAUAAGAAGUUGACUGACCUCAACAUUUAGCACCAUAGUGUCCAGAUCUUCCAGCUGUUUGAUCUGGGCACUGAAUGAAUAGAACUUUUCAGCACCACUUUAGUCACUGGAAACAGAUGAGGUCUGCAGUCGAGGUGCCACCGGCAACUUUUGGACUGUCACAGUGGAUAUAGAUUCACAGAUCACUUCUGGAGUAUCUGUGAAACAUAUGCAGUGAUUUUACUUUUUAUUUUAUACAUAUUCAGAGACACUCAGUCCAAUUCAAUGAUGUCUGCAGAGUGUUAACGUGCCUCCGAGACUGCUGUUUAUCUGCAGAGCUCUUCUGACCCCAUUCAAGAGCUCCUGCCAAGGUCCUCAUAUCUGUAAAGCGUGUUGAAAUUGAAGAGGAGUUCUGUGAGUGAAGAUGGCACCUGCUGUCGGUGGUCCUGUAGGCUACACACCACCUGAGGGUGGCUGGGGGUGGAUGGUGGUAGCUGGGGCCUUCAUCUCUAUUGGCUUCUCCUAUGCAUUCCCCAAGUCCAUCACUGUCUUCUUUAAAGAGAUAGAGGCCAUCUUCAAUGUGUCCAGCAGCCAAGUGUCCUGGAUCUCUUCCAUCAUGUUAGCAGUAAUGUACGGCGGAGGUCCUAUCAGCAGCAUACUGGUUAAUAAAUAUGGAAGUCGUCCUGUUAUGAUGGCAGGUGGAUGUCUGUCUGGACUCGGCCUUAUUGCUGCAUCUUUCUGCAACUCUGUUCAAGCACUGUACUUUUGUAUUGGUGUGGUGGGAGGUUUGGGAUUGGCCUUCAACCUCAACCCCGCCCUCACUAUGAUUGGAAAAUACUUCUACAAUAGGCGCCCUAUCGCCAAUGGAAUUGCCAUGGCUGGCAGCCCCGUCUUUCUUUCCACCAUGGCUCCUAUAAACACCUGGCUGUUUGACAAGUUUGGCUGGAGAGGAAGUUUCUUGAUCCUGGGUGGCUUGCUCUUUAAUUGCUGUGUCGCCGGUUCCCUCAUGAGGCCUAUAGGACCAAAACCCAAACCUGCAGAGAGGUCCACAGAGAGGAGGACUGUAGCGCAGAGAAUCAACAGCAUCAUUGACCUCUCUUUGUUCAAGCAUCGUGGCUUUUUGCUUUAUAUCAUGGGCAAUAUUGUGAUGUUCUUUGGUCUCUUUGCACCACUGGUGUUCCUCAGUAAUUAUGCAAAGAGUAAAGACAUCCCUAAAGAGAAGGCAGCUUUCUUGCUGUCUGUGUUGGCUUUUGUUGACAUGUUUGCCCGGCCCUCAAUGGGCAUGGUGGCUAACACCAAGUGGGUCCGGCCCAGAAUACAGUACUUCUUUGCCGCCUCUGUGCUGUACAAUGGUGUUUGCCAUGUACUAGCACCUAUAUCAGUAGAUUACAAAGGCUUUGUGAUUUAUGCCAUCUUCUUUGGGUUUGCUUUUGGAUGGCUGAGCUCAGUGCUCUUUGAGACCUUGAUGGACCUGGUGGGAGCCCAGCGCUUCUCCAGUGCCGUUGGGCUGGUCACUAUUGUGGAGUGUGGUCCUGUAUUGUUGGGGCCCCCUUUGCUCGGGAAAUUCAAAGACAUCUAUCACGAUUACAAGUACACGUACCAGGGCUGUGGGAUCCUCCUCAUCGUCUCCAGUGUCUUCCUGUUUGCAGGCAUGGGACUCAACUAUCGACUGCUAGACAAAGAGAAAAAAGAGGAGGAGAGGAUGGCUAGGGUGGGAGGUAGAGAACAAAAAUCCAACAGGGCCAAUGCUGCCAAGGAGAUGGCAGAAGCUAGAAACUCAGAAGACACUGUCUAAUACUCUACUAUGUUAAGUUACAUUUUUGUUCAAUUUAUUUGAGGAUCAAAUAUCUGAAAAACAGAUACUUGAGUGAAACAGAACAGCAGAUGAACAUUUUUCUGUUUCAUAAUUAAUUGCUUUUGAAGACCACCACAGAAAUCAUAGCCUCAUAACCUCACUUGCAAUUCCACAUGAAAUAUUUACACACCAUUAAAGGGCUUUAAACUCUAAUGAACAAUCCACAUAAAAUACCUCUAAUAUUCUUAUAGCAACUGUUUAGCCUUUGUCACAUAUAUUGCUAGGAUAUUAUGGUAUGUUUGAAAUCUUAGUUUGUAUCACCAUAACCUCUUUGUAACCUAUUCUGCAGCACACCAUUUAUAGUAUUUUAACCUUCUAAAAUGUACAAUCAAGUUAUUUUUCGAUGAGGAACAUGCAAAGUGCUGCACUGUAUUUUUUCAAAGGAAUCUCAAAUGUUCUAUUUGAAAAUGCAUAAUUAUAGUGUUCACCUUUGCUUUUCUUGCCACAUGAUCUCUCAAACACAUUUAUAAGUACUUUUUCCUGGUUACCAGGACCUGAUACUAGACCACUGUUCAUUCAUACUAAUUAUCUACUUAUCUUUUAAGCAUUUUUCAAGUGCAUUAAACUUGUUGCAUAGUUUUGUGUAUUCACAUGAUGGGAAAAUGUGACAUUGUUUGCAAGUUACUGUAUAUGAAAAUCAUUGAGUUGAAUAAACCGUCAUUUGACAAGAACACAAAAGUCAACUCUUUGUUUCUAAGAUUUAAAAAAUGUUCUUUAGAGAUGCACUUACUGUUUUUCUUAAAAGCUGCUUUGGUAUCAUGUAGUGUAUCC